This is a messenger RNA of Rotaria socialis, 1104 nucleotides long. The record is from the annotation of a GenBank genome assembly. NCBI's taxonomy places the organism in Eukaryota, Metazoa, Rotifera, Eurotatoria, Philodinida, Philodinidae.
AUGAUGUCACAAAAUCAAAAUGGACUAGACGAAUUUGAGUCAACAAUAAUACCAUCGGAUCCACUUAUUCUCAUACCAGCGAUAAGUAAGGAAAAUUUAGAAAAAGAAACCACUUGGACACGUCGUUUUUCUGGUAUAUUUUAUACGUUAUUUGCAAGUUUUCUUUUUGUAUCUACAACAUUUAUAAUUAAAAAAAUCGGCGUCGAUUUACUUGAUGCAUUACUAUUACGUAUGAUACUUCAAGCAGCAAUCACAUUUUCGUUUGUUGUAUAUAAUAAAUAUACACUAGUUGCACGUCAACCACGAGAAUUAUUCUUACAAAUUCUUUGUGCUGCUACAGAUGCAGCAGGAUUUUUUCUAUUUUUUCUUGCCGUACGCUAUAUUGAAUUAUCAGAUGCUAAUACAUUGGCUUAUACGCGAGUCGUUUGGACAGUUGUUCUGAGUGUGAUAGUCUAUCGUGAACGACCAUCCAUAGGUACGUUAUUGGCUUUACCACUGACACUUAUCGGCGUUGUUUUAGUGACUCAGCCAAGUUUUCUUUUUCCAUCAGCACAAUCAUCCGCGAACACUGUGAAUUAUAAACUUCGUGUACUUGGUUUUAUCAUGGCUAUAACAUGUGCUUUAACAUCAGCAUUGAAUGUUUUAUCCUAUAAACAACUGAUAUCAACAUCGAAACAGAUUAAACCAAGCGUCAUUAAUUUUCAAUUUUCAUUCACUGUCUGUUUAUUGCUGAUUGCCAAUCAAUUCUACAAAGUAUUCUAUCUUAAAUCAAUAACAUCGUUAAGCUAUUUUAUCUCGUGGCCAUAUCUAUUAUCAUCCAUCGUUUGUCUUAUUACUAUUCUUGGCAGUAUAUUGAUACAAAAAGGUAUCAAACGUGAACAUCCAGCUGUUUUCUCAUUGCUUACUUCGGCUGAUAUUAUUUACGCAUUAAUAUUACAAAAUAUAUUUACAUCUGUACGAUCAAAUUUAUAUGCUCUGCUUGGCUCAGCACUUAUUAUAUCUAGUGUCGUUCUAAUUGGAAUAUCAAAAAUAAUGAAUGAACGAGAUAGACGUGAUAAAAUAAAACGCAAUAAUAAUGCGAAUAAUACGGAUGAAAAAUGUUAA